AUGUCGCUGCCUGCACGGCUGUGGAGUCCCAGCAGCGUACUGGCCCAGGAGUUCGCACGCAGCACCUCGGCCCUCCUCACACGCUGCCCUCCGGAGAGGUACGUGGCCCCCUCGACUCAUGGAAUCAUCGAGCCAGCAGUCGGAGAAGCCAUCCCAGAGAGCCUCCCAGAGCCAAACUUCAGUGAAGCCGCAGCUGAUGUUGCAGAAGCACCCGGCGUGGAGCCUUUGGAUUCUUCCACCGGGCCGGCAAGUGGAGUUGGAUCCAACUUCCUGGUUGGCUUCUUCUCCGGCGCAAUGAACUCCUUCUUUGCUCCUGAGCGUCAUGCUGCAGAGCAACAGGGAGGAGCAGCCGCUUCCAUGGUGACGCAUGGUGUCGUCCUCACGGCAGCUUGGUUGGUGUCCCGCUCGGCACCCUGCCGAGGAGUCGCUGAUGUCAUAGGCUCUGCCCUGCAGCGGGUGCCAGUUCUUGGAACCGGGCUUGUCGGAGCCUCUAUACAGAUGGUUGUUGGGGCUCAGCUGGGGGAAUACGUUGGGCACAAGCUCGGCCAGCUGCGUGGAAAGGUCCUGGGCACUGCCACUGCAGCGGACUCGAGCAGCGAUGUGUUCGACAUGUACCUGUCCGACAUGUGCGUUCUUUGUCAUGAAGGAUUCGGAGACGGAUCUCAUUGCGUGGCGGCAUUAGAUUGUGGCCACGCAUGCCUGUGCUGGGGUGGCUGCGUAGAUCAGUGGGCAGCUUCGGGCCAACGCAUUUGCCCAGUUUGCCGUCAUGAGGGUGCUCGAGUCGUGGCUAGGGUGAGGGGAUGA
Symbiodinium pilosum is the source of this 804-nucleotide messenger RNA. NCBI's taxonomy places the organism in Eukaryota, Dinophyceae, Suessiales, Symbiodiniaceae. The record is from the annotation of a GenBank genome assembly.